AUGGGCGGUUACCUGAGCCGGCCUCGCCCUCACCCGUCGUCACCUGCUCGGCGGGGCGGGUGCCAGCCAGAGAGCCCCGAGUGCCUCGGGCCAGCGCACACCGCCAGCCGUGCUUCCCCAGCUUUCCGGGUUCACUCGGGGGCCCCAACUCUCGACCUGGCUCGCAGGCUGUCCUAUGAGGGUUUCAUGGGUUCACCCCGUCGUCGUCUGUACCGUCGGCGGUUUGUCCUAGUCCAUCGGCGGCCAUAUUCAAUCCAGCAAGCCCGGUGUUUAUUUUGGUGUUUUUUUCCCUCUGUGCCCCGGAGUGGCCAUCAGAAGCCAUUGCCGUCUGCUUGCAGUUCCAAGAUGUUCUACACCUCAGUGAUCCUGAGGAUGGUAUCCGCAAAGGGCAGACUGACGCUCGGUUUGCCUCUGAAGCAGACAGUCAUCUGUACGUGGUCUUCGUUUUCUGUUCACCUCCCAAACCUUUGCGUCAAGGAGAUUCUGGUGAGGGCCGUAGAAGAGAGUGGUCAACUGAGAGGAAAGGAAGAGAAGGACCUGACAGCCUUGGCUGAGAGCAGAAAGGGGCUAGCGAAGCAAAAGAAAGGGCACUCAGCCCAGGGGAGUGAGGAUGAACAGAGAAAAGGCUCGAACCCAGGUGGGAAUGCCAAGUCCGCAUUUAGACGCCUCGUGAUUGAUGGGGUCCUCUCGUCCUUUGUGCCCAGGCCUGGGCCUCUGGUUCUCUGUUCCAAGAGCUCUGAAGAUAUCCUGAUUAGGAAAUCUCAGACCUACUUUUUGAGUUCAUACAGCAAGCGAAAUGCCAUCACCAGUUCGUACAGCUCCACAAGAGUUGCCCCACAGCUCCAGAGGAGUGGUCCAGACGCAGCCGGGCUCCUGGGCUCCGAGGCAUCGCAUCUUCAUGUGCUCUCAGAGCAAACCGAGGAGGGCCAUCGGCCUAACCCUUCAGCCUCAAUGGAGCCGCAGAGGAAGAUCGAGGAUGAAAAAAUUGCAGAUGACCACUUAAGGAAGAAACAAAACCUAAAUUGCUCACAGUCAUCUGACAGUUCCAGGCCCCGCAAACGCAAGAUUCCUCUGCUGCUGCCCUCCAUGCGAAACGGCCCGCUGAUCCUGCCCCCACCCCUCCAGAUGGGUUAUCCAGUCACUGCUGAAGUCCUUGACCUCGAGAAGAGAGCUGCGAUCAGGUGGAUUAACAACGUCUUGGAAGGGUAA
Rangifer tarandus platyrhynchus (Svalbard reindeer) is the source of this 1209-nucleotide messenger RNA. Lineage: Eukaryota; Metazoa; Chordata; Mammalia; Artiodactyla; Cervidae. The record is from the annotation of a GenBank genome assembly.